This is a messenger RNA of Cinara cedri, 8816 nucleotides long. Lineage: Eukaryota; Metazoa; Arthropoda; Insecta; Hemiptera; Aphididae. The record is from the annotation of a GenBank genome assembly.
AUGUGUUGUCUAUCUUCGAAAGAUACAAUCGAUUCCUUACCACAAAAUACUUCUUGUACAGCAAUUGCAUGGUUUAGUACUGGAGACAGUAUGUAUUCAAAAAUAAUUAAAAUGAUGUAACAUAUUAUAUAAAAUUUUAAUAUAUUAUUAAACCUAAUUUUAAAUUAACUUGGUAACGCCGAAAUUGGAAGUAUCCUCGAUGAGAUGGAUACAUUCUGACUUUGAAUUAUAUUUUGCAACCUUACCGUUAAUAAUAACCGUACGUCUAAGGGAAAACGGCAAUAAUUCAUGAACGACGUGUGUCCUAAUAAUAAAUAGCGAAAUUACAUUUUUAUCUCAUUAUCCACUAUUAAAUUAUGAGUCUUUUUCAGCCGAUCAGAAAGAUAUUGAUGCACUAACGACUAAUCGAACGAGAGUUUAUAUUUAUAAAGAUAGAAUUUAUCGUUAUUACGCUGAACAUUUGAACAAUAAAAAUUUCGAUAAUUUUGUAGAUGACAUAUGUAAAAUUAUAGACGAUAAACGUGCAGAUGUAUUUAUUUUCGGAAACAUGUAUUUGGUAAAAAUAAUAAUAAUUACACAUUGUGACUUAGUUACCUAUAAUUUUUAUUAAUUAUGAACAUUAACAAUUUAGCCGUAUGACCCCUACGGAGGCGAUAGCUCAGGAUACGAUGACAACAUGCAAAGACGCAUUUACGAUUUAUUUAAAAGUCUACAAACUAAAAAACCAAAUACAUUAUACGGUUUAAUGCUCAGAACGUCACCAGAUCCAGGUUAAGUUUAUUUUCGAAAGUGAUAAUUUAUCAUUUGUUGUAACUUAAUGGAAGAAAUUAAUUAAUAAGAAUUAUUAUAAUACGAGGAGAAAGUAUGGUCAUCUGUGUGAAUAAUGAAAAAUAAAAAGGGAUUAAUCCAGAAGAAGGUUGUAAUAUAUUUUAACUAAUACUUACAUUUCUUAUAUUUUCCCAUAUUUUUUUUUGGUUUUUCAAAUUGAAUGAAAAAUGUCCCGAAAAAAUCGAAAAAUGAUCUCUCUAAAGUACACCUAUUUCCUUUCAGGAAAGGUGCUACUCUUAAAAAUCCGAGCAACUCAUCUGGUGGAAAAGUUGCGCACAGAUAAAAAAAAUUAAAAACCUUUGUAAAACCAUAGAAUUCUUCGCUGCUCUCAGAAUCUAAAAUAAGAAUAAUUUUGGUUUUGUGUCAAGAAAAUCGACUUUGGAUCCGAUGUUUUGUGUGAGUCAAAAUGUAGGAAAUUACAGAGAGAAAUUUACAUUUUGUAAAUUUAGAAAUGUUUUAUGACAGAUUGCUGAGAGAGAUUCUGAUGUAGACGUAAAUGAGAAAAGGAGUCCUAAAUUGCAUUUGUUUUGUUAGAGGAUAUAUAUGAAGGUUUAAAUAUGAAUGUAAGAAGUGUGAGGUGAAUUAUAUUUGUGAAACUUAAUCCAUGACAAAAAAAAAAGGCAAUAAACAACUUGCAAUAUCGGAAUAGGAAAUAUUCGGCAUGGUGUAUUAUAAUAACAAUACUUUUAUAAAAAAUACUUAAAAAAAAAAAUGUAUCUCAAGUAUAAAAAACCUAACAUUCUCAUUUAUAUAAGAUGUUAUAGAUAGAAUCGUUAAAAAACGUUUGGCCUGAAAAUAAAAAAGUAGCACUAAAAAAUAAAUUCAAAAUGUUCAAUUCAUUUUAAAAAAUUGUUUUUUAUAUACAUUAUUCUGAUGAAGAAAUAGCAAAUUCUCAAAUUUUUUCACAUAGUAUCUUUGAAGAUGUGGACUUUAUGCCGAGUAGUAACUAAUUUUCUUGAAACAUUAAACGACAUUGUCAGCAGGCCAUACCCUUAUGUUUUUUUUUAUGCAAUUCGAUUUUUGUUGAUUUUGGACAUUCUGGGCAAGAAUAUAGAGAUUACGUUUUCAUUAAAGUUUGAACUUUAAUAGUAAAAAAUUAAAUAAUACAAUAUUACGUCGACUUUUUUUCCCUCACGUAUUGUAACUCAUUGUGAUGUUUGAAAAGUUUCACUAUGUCAAAAGGAUUUUAUCAAGAUGAACACAUCGAAAGUUACUUAAGACACACUCAGUAUAUCCUUAUUAAAAAGAACCGGCACAGUAGUAAUUUGCCAUUUGAAAGUUCAGAGCAAAAGGUUGGUGAGAAAGUACGCAAGUGGAGUCUUAUAAACCUUAAGCGUGCCCUAAUUUAGUGGCAUUCCCCUGACUGUCUCAAGAAACCGAGUAUGGUGCUUCCAAGAGAUAAACGACCUAACUAUUUGAUCGUAUGUUUUGUUAUUUCUUGAACAGAGGAAUAUCGUGUAAUCCAUUUUUAAAUCUGUUUAUUUUAAUUUAUCGCAUUUAAUUGUUUUUAUUAUAAGUAUAAUUAAGUCAUACAUAUAUGUAUGAGUAUUACGAAUAAAAAUUUGUUUUGUUUAUAGUAAAGAUUUUAUGGUAUACAGAAAUUAUAAAAAAUAUUAUAAUGUCAUGUAAACUUGAAGGAUUAUCAUGCCAUGAUGUAUACUAUUUAUUUAUUCUUCAGGUUUUAAUUUAGGAUAUUUACAAGAGGUAGUAUCAUGUUUUGUGUAUCCGGCUUGUAAUUUGGUACCCUGUCUUUACCAUAGUGAAGAAUCACAUAUGGCCUCCCAAGAUCCGGCAGAUAAAGUUGUAAAUAUACUAUUAAACUCGUUUGCAACAUUAAUUUAUAUUUUAUGUAGUUUUAAUUAAUGUUUUUUAUUAUUUAAGAAUUUUUUGUUCAUAAAACUACUUGUAGUAAUUUACAAUUUUUAUACGAUUAUUAGGUAUACAACAAUAAUAUCAAUAAUAUAAUUUUUUUAAAUAAAAUAAAAUAAUAUCCAGUGCUCGAAAUGGACCGGCACGCAUCGGAACGGCGUUCCGGUUUGUAAAAUUAAAAUUUAAGAGUUCUGGUUCAUAAAAAUCGACAGUAUCACAAUCAAAAAGAUUAAAAUUAUAAAAUUUCAUUUUGACAAAAUAUAAUAUAUAUAUAAUAAUUAUAAUGUACUUAAUAUAGAGAAAAGUUCAAUUUUUAUAGACGUCUAAGAGGCUUCACCUGACAUCAUGAGUGUCACUUCUUCGUAUUAUCCCAAUAAUAUCGUAAACGAUUUAAUGAUCGAAAAAUACCCACAGACAACGAUACAAUCAAAGCCAUGAUCGCAAUAAAACUUAAAAACAGUAUUUUUAAAAAACCUAAUUCACUAUCGUCUAUCGAUAACGUAUUCUAUCACAAACGACAUAAACUGUAACGAACUUUAUCUAUCAAAUAUCUGCAAUCUGUAUGUGUGUAUUGUGUAUACCUAUCUAAUUAUAUUUUGAUUGUAAAACUGUAAAAUCAGACAAGUGACUAUGUCACAAUAUAUUUAGUCUGCGUUUUACUCCGGUCGGAUACUUGGUGUAUCCGUAUAUGUGUGAGGUGCGUUUUUCUGUUAGGUAAUAUAAUUAUAAAUUAUGAGUUCGUUUUUAUUAAAUUUUUAUUAAAUAACAACUAAUUCAUCACACGUAAGCAGUCAAAAUGAAAUACAUCAACAAGAGAACAUUUAUAAUUAUAAAGAUUUACUCAGUGGUCUUAGCGUAUUAGAUCCAAAAAAAAUUUUCCGGUGUUUUUCCGAUAAUGGUGAAGUCUAAAAUAUUACAUUUAAAGAUAAAAUACUUUACUUGUGUCACCACUUUCAAUUAAAUAAAUAAAAUGAUAUUGUUCGGGGUUUUCAAAUAUACAAAAAGGAAGAAGGAAAAGAAGGUGUUUCGGACGACUCACAAAUAUAUUUUAAAACCGUUGCGACUAUUCCUAUUUUUACAAGUGAGUGCGAGCGAAAUUUCAGCUCAAUGAAUGAAAUUAUAACACCCCUCAGAUCUUCAUUAAAUGAUACUACACUCACUGAAUUUCGUCCUGCAAAAUAUGUACGCUCAUGUUUAGUCUAAGAUAGACAUUCUGUUGAUAACGCCGUAAGUCACAAACGUCAAAAAAAAUUUGACGAAAAAUACUCAGCAUUAUGGAAAUUAUUAUAAGCUAUCUAUUUAAUUUGAAUUCUAUAAAUACAUUUUUUAAGCUUAAAAAAACUUAUAUCUACUUGUAUCUAUUUAGCUAAUUACAUUGUGUUGUAAAGUAAACACAAAUUAAAAAAAUUAAAAUUAAAAACUAAUAUUAUAAUCUGCAUAUUAAUUUUAUGAGCGUUCCGGUUCGUAAAAUUUCCUAUUUCGAGCACUAAUUAAAUCUCCUAAUUUUGAGAACAUACUUUAUUUAAAAGUAAAAGUUUACAAUCUAUAAUUUCAGGAGCAAUACGUUAAAGCAAUAGUUUCUCAUGUAAAUAGUAAUAAAGUAUAUCUAAUUAUACAAAUUGGAGCAGACUCUUCGCGAGCAAUUCAAGAUCCUGUCAAGACAGAUUCUUACACAACUGUAAGUGCAUUAUUUUAUUAAUUUAAAAAAAUACGGCCACUUUUUUAGGUAAUUAAAUGUAAGCAAUGAUGAAAAAUUAAUUACAAAAAAAAAAACGCUUCGGAACGGAGUUCACCAGAUAGUGAUGCUUUGUAGACAAAUUAUAUGUCAUAUUAUAGUAAAAUAAUUAAAUUAGGUUUCUAAAUUUUCUAUAAUAAUAUUAUGUUUAAUAUUAAACAAUUUUCCCGGUUUUCCCAUGAUUAAACCCAGUUUUUCACAAUUGCCUAAAAAAGUCGUGGAAAAAUCGAAAUAAUACCUCCCUAGGAUACCUUUCCAAAUAAAAUUUACUUUUAAAAACAUUUCUACUAUUAAAUAACAAAUUGAAAAAUCACUUCUCAAAAGUACCUCCCUAGUCGUAUUUCUUUUUAAAAACAUUGCUAUUAUUAUAAGUUGGAGCAAAAUUGUUAGUAUAAAUGUUGUUCACGAGAAAAAUGAAGGCCGUAAUAUAUUUCAACUAAUACCUAAAUUUCUUAAAUUUUCCGGUUUUUCCACUGUUUUUUUUCGGUUUUCCAUGUUUGAUGAGAUAACUCCUGAGAAAAUCUCUACUUCACUUAGAAUCUAACGGAUGUUAAAAUAACAACUUUAUUUAUAAAGGAAAUAAACGUUUAUUCUGUUAGAAAUUAUAAAUAUACUAUAAUAUAUAAAUAAAUCAAUAUAAAUAUUCUAGAUCCUGAGUGUAGUGAAGAAUGUAUUAGUUUUAAUACGAUAUAUACAUAUAUUUUUUUUUUUAUACUGUGUAAUGCAAUUCUACUAGAAACUAUUUUGGAAAUCUUUUUUUGGUUUUCCAAGCUGUUUUCAUAAUACCCAAAACAAAAAUAUUAAAUGUAAAAAAACCGAAAAUAUACGAAAUGUACAAAGGUAUUAUAAAAAAAAUAUUACGGCCUUCUGUUCUCCUAUGAACAAUUUCUUUAUCAGCAAUUUCGCAUCAAUUAAAAAGGAAAUAUGGCUAGGAACGUUCUUUAAGAAUGUCAUUUUUCAAUUAAUUUCCAGGUUUAUGUAAAAACCGGGAAAAAUACAGGAAAAACAAGAAAAUAGAUAUAAUGCUAAAUAAAAUAUGUUAAAAUAAAUUUAAUACAUUGUCUGUUUAAUUAUUUUACCAUAAUAUGACGUAUAUAUUGUUGACAAAGCAUCAGUGACAACUGAAUUUCGCUUAGAGUCGUUUUUUUUGUUAGCAAUGGAUUAUUAUUGCUUACAAGUAUUCAUUACUUAAGGGUUAUAAGUUAUAAUAUAUCAUAAGGUAAAACAGUGGCUGCACCCGACCCAAUUUACCUAGGACUUCUUUUUGUUUACAGUUUUGUUCAGUAAAACCGAGUAAAUAUCGACGAUUCUGCAUAGAUGAUUUAUUAAAUUUCUACAAAAAAGUAAGAAAAUAUUUUUAAUUAAAACAUUUUGUAAAUUCAAAAUAUUUUUUAUGUGUACAAAAAAAAAAUCAUCGCAAUAUUAUUGUCAAUAAUGUGUGUAGUCUUGAUAAAGAUUUUAUUAAUACUAAGCUAUAUAGAAGUAUAAAAUUCCCAAUCAAAGAAAAUUCAUUUAAAAUUUUAGUAACCGAGUGGAUCAAAGAAUUUGUUAGCUUUACAAUGAUGUUUUAGAUUCGGAGUUUACCGAACAGUGCACUGGUUUUACAAAGAUAUUUAUUUUUCAUUUUUUUUUAUGUUAACACUUUUACUACCAAAAAUUAUGCACCGAUGAUCAUGCACCUUUUCUGAAAAAAAAAAUGCUUUUAAUGUGGUAUUUUAAAGAGGUCGAUUUUUAAAAAUAUAAUUAAAAUUCGAGAUGAUGAGAAAAACUCCAUUAUUCAAGUUAAACAAGAUUAAGAGAUAAAAAAUAUGGUCGUUAUUGUUUUCCUAAAAAAACGCAAACAGUUGCAAUAAUUUUACGAUAUUAUGACAUACAAUAUAAUGUUGACAAAGCAACAAUAUCAAGUGUACUCCGUUCAGCAUCUUUUUUUCGCUAGUAAUAGUUUAUUUUAGAUUACAGAUAUAUGUAUAAUGUAUUAUAGAUACACAUUAUAUUCCCAUCUGCAUCCUAUUUUCCAAACUUCCGACCUACAAAUGUAACUGCACCCACGUGCGCAGUACGUCCGUCCUUUUUUGGUUUUGAUUUUUAUCUAGAAAUAUUUCACCAAAUUUAAGUUUAACAUAUUUAUUUUAAUUCGAUUUUUUAAAUUUUCGUGUAGUUCUCUUAAUCAUAAUUAUUAAGAAAACUUGGAAAAAAAUAUACAAAACACGGGAAAUUUUAAGACAUUAUUAUUAUUAUGCAUUAUUUACAAUUUUGUUUUUAUUGUAAUUUGGUUUAAAACAUUCGCCGGGUCAUGAUAUUUCUACAAAAAAUUAAAUUUAUUAUUUAUAGACAUAGUAAAAUAAUUCAAUCCAGGCGAUUUUUAAAUUCUUUACAGGAUUUUAUUACUUUCAAAAUUGUUUUUUUGGUUUUUUUAAUUUAAUAUUUUACUUUUACUGUGAUGUAUAAUUUUUGUGUUAAAUCUGUAAAUACAUUUUUAAAAUACUAUCUUCUUCCGACGUAUUAAGUGUUACACAAAUAAUUUUCUGUAGUUGGAGCAUUUGAAAGAUCAUUUUUGUGAUUUCCAAAUAGGUAAAAUUUCAAAUAUUUGGAGAUUUCAAUGUUUUUAAUUGUUGAAAAUUAUGUUUUUUACAAGAAAUAUUACUUUAUGUACAAAAUGUACUAAAUAUGUAUCGCUCUUAAUGAGCGUAUAGGCAAACAUAUGUGUUUUAUAUAAAAUAUAUUUUCAUGUUUUGGUAACAGUUGGUAAAUAAACUUAAGUGGUUACGUUUACACUUAUCAACUUUUAAUGGAAAAAAACUGAUGGUAGUUAUCACUCACCUGAGGAACCACAAUGACAGCUGGUUUCACCCACGUGGCAGCGUCGGGACCCGAAUAAUAUGUACAAUAGAAUAAUAAAGAAAACAACAACAGCUUGAUUUCGAAAGUCACAACUCUUACCACCGAAAUCUCUUGUCGAACUGCGCCUACAAUUAUAACCAACAACUACAACACGAUUCAGGUACAAAGUGAAUGUAAAAUUAAAAGCAACAAUGUGAUACACAACGCCAGAAAAAUUAAACACAACGCGAGAAAAAUUAAAUAAUAGUUACAACUCGAACAACGACCUGGCAAAACACUGCGGAUAACCGGAGAGCACCAAGUAGCCAAAUAGAAGAAAGGAAAUAUGGACGACGAGAAAAAAAGAAAAAAACCGGUGCCGGCACAAAAUGAUAGCGACUGCGAAAUAGCAAGUAGUGCAGCCAAACAGUGGUGGAUAUCUAGAUAAAAAAAGAGAAAACUGCGAUGCCACAAAACCCCUGGAAGUUUAAACAGUGAUUCUGUUUAAAAUAUUUGUAGACACUUAAAUUGUUGACAGAAAACUCUUAUAUACUUUUUCUAGACAUAGUAAAACUUUCGUAGCAUUUGAAUAACUUUUGAUCUUGUUAUAGACAUACUAAUUUUGUGAGUUGUUUAAGCAAUUUUUAUUGUAGAUUUAUUUGUUGAAAAAGUGUUGGGCAUCAAAGAAAAACUUGGAAAUUGUACAGAACAUUCAUUAUAAGUCAUACUAAGAGGUCAAAAAAAAUUAAGUGUAACGUUGUCUUUUUUUUAAGAGUUUAAAAUAGAGUACAUUAUAUUAUAUAGAAUAAUAUAUUUACAUAUUAUAUACAUAUAUUUAUAUUUAAAUCAACGUACAUAAUUUAGUCUUUCAAUACAUUUUUAACCUAACUUCAAACUGAAUCGUUUUGAUUUUUGUUAGCAAUGUUCUUCUUGUAAGCUACAGGUACAAAUUAAAAUAAAUUUUUAUAUGUAUCUCACAUUCCGAACUACCCACUUACAAUAAUGGCCACACCACUUAGUAUCAGUUAUUUUUUUUAAUUAUUGAACAACCAUUUUACUAUUUAAAAUUGUUAAGAUUAUUUUUUUAUUUUUUUUUUCCUGUGGACAACUUUUCCACCAAAUAUAUUUCUCCGAUUUUUAAGUGUAGUGCCUUUUCUGAACGGGAGAUAAUUUUAAGAGGCCAAUUUUACCAUGAUAUGACAUAUUUGUUGUUUAUAAAGUAGCAUUAUCGACUGAAUUCCACUCUGAAUCGUUUUUUCAUAACUAAGAAAUAUUAAUUUAAAAAUUGUAUAUAUUCUACUAUUACUAAUUUCCAAAAACCGUUGCAGCAUCCGUCUUCAGUAUCAUUCCGUUUUUCCUUUUUUUUUUUCAGGGUAAAUUAGUCUGGACAUACAAAUUGGCUGGAGCUUUUUUACACAGUUAUGAUUACGAUGAUUAUCACUGUGAUUGUGGUUGUGGAUGUUAUGCUGCAACCACUGCAAUAACUGCUGGUUUAAAAGGAUCUCCUGAACCUGAAUUGACCAAAUGUACGAACUGGACACUUCGCUAUAAAGAUCGACAUUAA